Molecule: messenger RNA, 570 nt
Organism: Mercurialis annua (annual mercury)
Lineage: Eukaryota; Viridiplantae; Streptophyta; Magnoliopsida; Malpighiales; Euphorbiaceae
Exons: 1
Coding region: 1-570 (189 amino acids)
Source: RefSeq, a predicted model, not a curated record
AUGGAUGACUUCCACUUUGUAUUUAUUCUGCAUCUGAUGCUUAAAUUAUUGGGUAUAACAAAUGCAUUGUCGCUUGCCUUGCAACAUAAAGAUCAGAAUAUUAUCACUGCGAUGAACUUAGUAGAAGUUUUGAAAGUAGAGCUACAAAACUUGAGAGAAAGUGGAUGGGAUGCUUUGUUACAUGAAGUCACCAUGUUUUGUAACAAGCAUGGCAUUGUGGUGCCCGAUAUGGAAGAUCAGUUUCUUAUCCCAGGACGGUCUCGUAGUGCUAGGCACUUGGUAACUUGUUAUCAUCAUCAUCAUAAUGAGGUUUUUCUUCCUGUGAUUGAUCUGCUUACUAUUGAGAUGAAUAAUAGAUUUUCCGAAUCUAGCACUGCAUUAUUAAGGUACAUCUCAUGUCUUGAUCCAAGAGACUCCUUUUCUAGAUUUGAUCAACAUAGUUUGAUUUGCCUUGCUGAACUCUAUUCUGAUGAUAUCUCUGCUAUUGACUUGCAAUUUUUUAGAAAUGAUAUAGAUGCAUACAUUUUUGAAGUAAGAGAAAUUUCUAAUUUUACUAGUUGUGAAGCAUAA